Molecule: messenger RNA, 1002 nt
Organism: Oikopleura dioica
Lineage: Eukaryota; Metazoa; Chordata; Appendicularia; Copelata; Oikopleuridae
Source: the annotation of a GenBank genome assembly
AUGAAGCUUCUUAAAUUUUUGUCGCUUGGCGCCGUCUCCACACAUGCUUGGACCCUCCUGGACCCCGUCUACGACCAGAUGGCAAGUCUCAUCAUGAGCCAAGUUACUGGUCUCUUCGAGAGCAUCCAGGGCGAGCUCUCAGCUGCUGGUGAUGCUACCCCCGUCUUUGAUGAGUUCAUCACAAAAUUCAAAGCCAUCGAUAAUGCCGAUGUCGUCCGAGUGCUCAAGAGCAUCGAUAUCGAGCUUCUUUUGGAUGGCGGGCUUACCCCAGACGAUCUCGUCCAGAUUUUUGACGCAGAAAUCCAAGAUCCUAACAGUGAAUUCUAUGGCAUGGACUUGAGCCAAGUCGGUAUGGAAUUCACCGCCAACCUUGACCCUGCUCAUAUCGAGCCAUUCAAUAAUGCUCUUCUUGCUAUGACUGAGUCAGCCGGUGUUUUCCAGGAUCUUUACAAUGGCGACAUCAACCUCCACAACAUCGUCGGCUCCUUCGCUGAUAUCAUGGAUGCUGCUAUCACUCUCAACGACGUCUACAGCUUCACCGAUAGCGAUACUCUUACUCAGGGUCUUUUCUACACCUCAGUCAUUGCCGAGAAGGGUCUCUUCGUCUGGGAAGAAUGGAAGGAAUACCUUUACAUGUACGAAGAUGCGGUCGAUCUCACCAUGAACGAAUACAACCGACGAGUCGUCGAUACCGACGAACGAUUCUGCAACGGAGACGUUGGCAUUAUCAAGGCUACUCAGGAAAAACUCAAGUUCGUUCCCAACGUCGUCAUUGAUAACUGGACUACUCCAGUCAAGAAGAGCGUUGAUAUCUUUAACACUCUUGUUGAAAAUAUUCCAGUUGUCGAAAACUACGCUGUCUCAGACACUAUUCUCGACACCCUCAUCGCUCAACUCGAUGUCGCCAUGCUCUCCGUCGAUGGAACUCUCACCGAGCUCUACGCAAUGACCCUUCCCUUCGCUUCUCAGAUCAACACCGCUGCCCGCGGAUACUUCUGCUAA